AUGAAAAGCAAGAGCGCAAAUCUGUAUGAGGUUUUGAAUGUUAGCAAAACAGCAACUGAAGGCGAAAUAAGAACAGCUUUCAAGAAGCUGGCGCGUAAGUACCAUCCAGACAUGCACGCAAGCAAGUCAGAGGAGGAGAAGAAGAAAAUGCAAGACAAGUUUAAAGAGCUGAACAAUGCGCAUGAAAUACUUACAGACAAGAAAAAAAGAGACUUCUACGAUCAAACAGGAAUGACAGAAGAAGAAGCCCAGGCAGGAUAUGGGGGCAGUGCAGGAGGCAGUAGCUUCAAAGGAGACUUCGGCUUCCCAGGCGGCUUCCAGUUCAGCGGGUUUGAUUCAAUGGGAGGCGGCGGCAUGGGCUCAGGCUUUCACGACUUUGGAGACAUUAGGUCUGUGUUUGGAAAUGGGUUUGAUAGCUUUUUUGACGUAGGAGGAAGACAAAAAGCCCAAGCAUCUCCUGCAAAUAACAAAGUACUUGAGUACAAGCUGGCAGUUUCCCUUGAGGAAAUUUGCAAUGGAGCAACGAAGAAGCUGAGUAUAAAACGAACCAAAACAUCAGGAUCCCGGGAGCAGACCUUUAUAAAUGUAACUAUUGCGCCUGGCUACAAAUACGGAACAAAAAUCACCUAUAAAAACUCAGGUGACUAUAAUAUAGACGGAACAGGCACAGAUAUAGUUGUGAUUCUGACAGAAAAGCCCCAUCCCAUAUUUAAGCUAAGUAAUACAGACAUUAUAUACGAAAUGAAAAUAACAAUAAAGGAGUAUCUAAACGGAUUUACUAAGCAAAUACUAGGACUUAAGGACAACCCGAUUGUAAUAGAUAGCAAUAUCAUAGGAAACAACUCAAAGGAUGCAGUGAUCCCAGGAGAGGGUAUCCCGGAUAGGUCAAAUGGGUCAAAGAGAGGAUCUCUUAUCAUCAAGACCCGGAUUGUAAUGGAUAUUACACCGCGUGAGAAGAAAGAAAUCUUAAGUGCGUUAUCAUAA
Nematocida ausubeli is the source of this 984-nucleotide messenger RNA. RefSeq lists its product as uncharacterized. The transcript has a single exon. The record is from RefSeq and is a predicted model, not a curated record. Bases 1 to 984 code for a protein of 327 amino acids. NCBI's taxonomy places the organism in Eukaryota, Fungi, Microsporidia. Gene Ontology annotation, molecular function: protein-folding chaperone binding. Gene Ontology annotation, cellular component: cytosol.